AUGAGCAAAAUAUCGGAAGAGUGGGUAUCAUCGGCGCCAGGUGCCUCCGGGCGCAAGCUAAUCCAGGUCCCGCUUCCCGUGUUGGAAGCCCUCGCAAACGGGGACCUUGAGUCUGCUAACAGCCUCUCCCCGCACCACCUAACGCCGUAUCUCAUCUCCAGCGAGUGCCGCGGCGUGUGGGGCAUGCGGCGUGACCAGGUCACUGCUGACCCUGGGGAUGGCGUUUGGGUGACUCGGCUUCUCGUGGACAUGGCGACUGGCGCUGUGGUAGGUCGUGCGGGGUUCCAUGGGCCGCCGGACCAGGUGGGGAUGGUUGAGAUAGGCUAUGCCAUUGAUCAUUUGUGUCGACGGCAGGGACAUGCGCGGGCUGCACUUGAGAUCCUCCUCGAUAUUGCUGCGGGAGACUCGCGCGUGAAUGUCGUUCGUGCGUCAGUUCGGCCAGACAAUCUGCCAUCGAGGGCGCUGAUUGAUCAGUAUGGGUUUACUGUGGUGGGCGAGCAAUGGGACGAUGAAGAUGGACUUGAAGUGGUUCUGGAACUCUUGUUGUGA
Molecule: messenger RNA, 549 nt
Organism: Pseudogymnoascus verrucosus
Lineage: Eukaryota; Fungi; Ascomycota; Leotiomycetes; Thelebolales; Thelebolaceae
Exons: 1
Coding region: 1-549 (182 amino acids)
Cellular component (GO): cytoplasm
Molecular function (GO): protein-N-terminal-alanine acetyltransferase activity; protein N-terminal-serine acetyltransferase activity
Source: RefSeq, a predicted model, not a curated record